UUAUAAAUGUUAUAAAGGUGGCGUUUUGUUGCGUAGAGAAUUCUUUUUAAAAAUGCUUUAAUAAUGCAUUUAGUUCUAAUUAGAUUUAUGUUUAAAAUCAUAUCAAAUUGAUUGUGACUCGAUGUUUCGCAGUCACUGGUCACAGACUUACCGAUAUUGACAUCUCUACUCAGUCGAGAAAUUUUGAUAUACACAAGCUACCAGAUCUGUUCAGUGGCAACGGACAUACGGAUUGUGCACAUAAAAUAACAAUGGAUCAGUAUCUGAGCCGACGAGAGAGCUGCUGGCUCCAUCACCAUAGACACACGGGAGAUGAAAAUUUACUGAUGCGUCGCAUUUACAGCUCUAUGGGCAUGUUCAACAGUUACCAUUCCAAUUGCAAUCCAAGCACCGCUGGGCAGGAUACUGGUGCCAUAUUCAAUCUGGAGUUUAAUGCCGAUGGCACCAUGGUUGUUGCAGCUACUGAGCGAAAGUGCGUUCUCGUCUUUGAUGCAAUCACACAAAAGGAAAUCUUCAAAAUUCCCGAUGCACACACUGACAGUGUCAAUUGCAUUAAGUUUUUCGAUGAUCGUUUGUUUGCCACAGGCUCAGAUGAUUUUACAGUAGCUUUGUGGGAUCUGCGCAACAUGAAGCAAAAGCUGCGCGUUCUUCAUGGUCACUCGAAUUGGGUGAAGAACAUUGAGUACUCGUCCAAGGAUAAGUUGCUUGUUACUUCUGGCUUCGAUGGUAGCAUAUUUACAUGGGACAUCAAAUCGCAGACAGAGCAGGGUUUAAUCUCGCAACGUGUUUUCCAUGCCAGUGGACUUAUGCGUUGCCGCAUCUCACCAGCUGGAGAUAAGUUGGUUUUAUGCACCAGCAGUGGUUACAUUAUGAUAGUACAUCACUUGGAUCUGACUACAUUGCACAAGGAUCUGUGUGGAUUCCGGCCUGGUAUCUACAGGCUUAUGCAGCUGGGCGAUCAGUAUAUACCGCAGGCUGCGAAAUAUGAUCAUGUCUUUUCGAAGUAUCAAAAGAAGAAUCGUGUGGAACUAGUCACUGAUUUUCCAGAGCAAAACGAUGCAGAGAUGAUAAUGGCGCUACAGAUACAUCCACAGUGUCGCUGCAUGCUGACUAGGAAUGUCAGCUGCGAUGAACAGAGCGAAUGGACUUGUAUACAUGAUAUAAACGAGGAGCCCGAACUGAUUGAUGACGACAGCAAUGACGAGGACGAGCCCUUGACUAAGAAGAAGCGCACACUACUUCCCCAAUCCAGUGAAACCGAGCAAGAAGAGCCGGCACAGCGAGGUGUACAAACUCGUUCACAGGUGCGCCGAAUCUUUUACCCACGGCGAGUAAAUGGCACAAUGUCCUUGGUUAGUGCACGCUCCGAUAGUUUCAUACCGGACAUCUGGGCGGCUGAGGUAACGGUGCAGGAGAGAGCUAUACGUCAGAGUCGUGCACGUAACUCUGCCAAUCAUGUUAGCGGUUACAAUUUUGUUUACGCCAUCAGCAGCGGUGUGUUGCCACUGCGCUACUCCUCGGCCAGUCGCUUGCUAAGUGGUGCAGCGCGUACACGCGUUGCUCUGGGUGGGGAUCAGAGUACACAAACCACAGAUUCUGCUGCUGCGGCUACAGAGACAACCGGUAGUCGGAGCAGCAGCACCAGCAGCAGUAGUAGCAGCAGCAGUGCCAGUGCUAGUGGAAGUGGCAAUAGCAAUAAUGACAACGUCGGUCCAGAGCUUGGUGCAGGUUUGCGCAUGAGACCGCUCAGCAACAUCUCAGCUGCAGCUGUGGCAACGGCAAGUGAAAAUGCUGCACAUACCAUAUUAGUGAAUGCCAAAAAGUUACUCUACUAUGCCUCCGAGACGAACAACAAGCCAGGAUUUAUUAAGGAGCCGGGCUUUUCAGCGGAUGGUCGCAUCAUCUGUUCGCCCUAUGCCAAUGGGGUGCGCCUGCUCGGCUACCAGGCUGACUGCAGUGACUAUCCCAGUCAGAUAAUGCUAGAGCAGGUGAAACAUAGUCCACGACAGCUAGUAGAAUUGGCCAACAUUAUUGAGCAUCAGGAUGUAGUGCUCUGCGCCAAGUUCAGUCCACGCGAGCCACUUCUAGUAACUGGAUGCAACAGCGGCGAGGUAGCUUGGUAUCGGCCGUGUCUAUAAAUGACACAACUAAUUUCUAACGUGUACAUUUUUUUUAUUAGCUCUAAAUACAUGUCCUAUUUUCUCGAACCAACAUCAACAACAAUGUAAUUGCCAAUGAACUUUAAUAUCGAGCGAUUACA
Messenger RNA from Drosophila hydei, 2260 nucleotides. RefSeq names its product DDB1- and CUL4-associated factor 10 homolog. Bases 252 to 2138 code for a protein of 628 amino acids. NCBI's taxonomy places the organism in Eukaryota, Metazoa, Arthropoda, Insecta, Diptera, Drosophilidae. The transcript is spliced from 3 exons. The record is from RefSeq and is a predicted model, not a curated record. Gene Ontology annotation, molecular function: protein binding. Gene Ontology annotation, cellular component: Cul4-RING E3 ubiquitin ligase complex.